AUGGCCUCCACCAUCAGCCUCCUCCAUGAGAAGCUCUUUUUGUGCUCUCUGUGCAAAGACAUCUUCACCAACCCUGUAACCACACCAUGCGGACACAGCUUCUGCCUCCCCUGUCUCAGCAAUUUCUGGGCACGACACCAGAGCAGAUACUGUCCUCACUGUAGGAGAGUGUUUGCUGAGAGGCCCGACCUCAGCAUCAACCACAUUCUGGCUGACAUCUCUGAAAACUACAGGAAGAAUCGACCAGAGAAACCCCUUGAGGAGGAAAAAGUGAGUCUUUUAACAGAUAUUAUUGGAAAUUUGAUCAAUCUUGGAUAUUUGUGAGCUCUUAUGUCGCUGUUGCAGGUUGUAGAUGUUGAGCAAAUGAUUCAAGAAAGGCAGCAGAAGAUAGAACGGUUAAAAUACUCCCUCCAGCUCCAAAAGGUUUGUUAAAACCUGUGAUGCAUUCAAUCAUUUGUGAAAUAAAUAAAUGUAAAAACCUUAAAUGUUAAUAAACCCAUGAUGAUGUCCCUCAGAACUCCUACCUAAGAGAAGUGCGAGAGAGUCAGAAGGUCUUCUCCGCUCUGGUGAAUUUGAUGGAAAAGAGCCACAAAGGGCUGGUUUCAGCAAUAGAGGAGAAACAGAGAGAGGAGGAGAAGCGAGUAGAGACGCUGGUGGAGGAGCUGAAGGAGGAGAUCAAGGUGCUGAAGAAGGAGACCCCUGAAGCUGAGCCUCAGAUUCCUGCGAACGAUGACCAAAGUGAAGAUGUGAAGCAAGUUACUGUGGUAAACACCUUCACCUUCAGCAGACAGAGCAAUGAUGAUUAAAGAUGUCGAGGCCUUGACACGAGGCUGAUGAAAUCUUUGUCCAUGUCGUGCAGAGCAUUGUUUCUAACAUGAGCCUGGCUGACAUGAAGGACUGGUCCAAGGUUACCAUAGAAACUGACCCUUGUGUUGGGGUAACUAGACGAGCUCUGUCAGACGUGAUGGAAAUGGUGAAGGUAGAAGUCAACAGGCUCUCCAAAUCUGGUGAGAAAUCCAAAGUAGAUCUUUUGUCUUAAACAGAAAUCUGACUAUCGGUGACAACGACAUUUACAUUUUCCUUUUAUUCUUCUUUGACAGAGCUGAAGAGAAUAGAAAAAUACACAGGUAAGCAAAUUAUUUAAGGGAGAUUCUUUGUAUUCUCUUUUUAUAUGAGUUGUUUUUUUAUACUUAUAGAUGAAUUUAGACCAACAACUGUCCCAUAAACACUUUUUCAACUACAAUACUCGAGGGAGGACGAAACUGCCCACAUGUAUGCUAAAAAGUGCACAAUUCAGUCAAAGCAUUUUAGGAAAAGAUGAACGUCAUAUUGUGACUGUUGAUAGAUAAACCAAAAGUUAUUAGUUGAGUCAUUGUUGGCUUUUAAAAUACCACAUCAGGAACUAAUGGGUGAUGCCUCAUAGACAUAAUCUAUGUUUAUGUUUAAUACCAUUUAUGGUCGUUGCAGAUGGGAACAUUUGGUUGGAUAGGGGUUUAUUUUUCCUAUGCCGGACUUAUUCUCAGUCAUAUGUUUCACUUUUUUAGAAUUUUAACAGAGUUUAAAAAGUUAAACAUCUCACAUUAUAUAGCUUUACUUUGCAAAUAUAUUUGAUGCCAUCCCAGAUUUUACAUGGCAGAGAGGACACUACUAUGGAGGGUCUUAACAGGGUCAAAAAACUGACAGAUAAGAUCUGACUUCCUCCCUGUAAAGUGAUUUUCUAGCAGGCCUUAGUCUCAAAGGUAUCCAAGCUCUUUGACCCAUUUUUGAGUUUUUCUCUCUCCUUUUCUUAGCGGAUGUCAGUCUGAGUGCAAAGACAGCCCACCCCUCCCUCUCUGUCUCAGAUGACAGAAAACAGGUGAGACAAACAGACAAACUUCAGGAAGUACCCGAUCACCCCAAGCGCUUCGACCGUGUCGCAAACGUACUGGCUAAGGAGAGCUUCGGCAGUGGGAGGUGCUACUGGGAGGUGGAGGUCGGGGAGAAGAUCGAGUGGACCCUGGGUGUGGUCAGACAGUCAAUAAACAGGAAAGGCAAGUUCACCGUCUGCCCUGCUAAUGGUUUCUGGACUCUGAGCCUGAAGCCUGGAGGCCAGUACAUGGCUAACACCUCUCCUGUGACCUCGCUGGCUCUGGAGCAGAGACCCAAAAUGGUGGGCGUGUUUCUGGACUACACAGAGGGCCGUGUGUCCCUCUUCUGUGCUGAAUCUGGAGUCCACAUUCACACCUUUAUGGACUCAUUUACUGACAGACUUCAUCCUUUCUUUUGUCCCGGACGCCUACAUGGAGGCAAAAACGCUGCACCUCUAAAAAUCUGCUCAAGUUUCUGCAGCAUCUAA
Molecule: messenger RNA, 2335 nt
Organism: Xyrichtys novacula (pearly razorfish)
Lineage: Eukaryota; Metazoa; Chordata; Actinopteri; Labriformes; Labridae
Source: the annotation of a GenBank genome assembly